Molecule: messenger RNA, 1276 nt
Organism: Polypterus senegalus (gray bichir)
Lineage: Eukaryota; Metazoa; Chordata; Cladistia; Polypteriformes; Polypteridae
Gene: cfap96
Product: chromosome 4 C4orf47 homolog
Exons: 8
Coding region: 175-1110 (311 amino acids)
Cellular component (GO): centrosome
Source: RefSeq, a predicted model, not a curated record
UUCCUGUAAGGUGCGCUUGGUUGUUACCAGGGAAACGUGAAAUACACAAUACUUGUGAACCGCAGUUGGCAGAAAAGCAGAAGUGAUUACAAGGGUAUAUGGAAAUAAAUAUUACAACAAACUAGUGAAGAUCUCUUCUUUCUUGGUUGCUUGCUAAUAAACUGACAUCCAACCAUGCCACUGGAGGGGAAAACAGAUAUGGAAAGGAUUGGCCUUUUUAGUGAGAUGGGGUACAUCAGUAUUGGUGACAAGUACACUACUUCUCACAACAGGCCAUUUAAUGUGUCUGCUUCAAAAAGUAAGCAGAUGUUGUCAGGAUCCACAAAGAAGAAAUCAGCUCUUCAAGUAGGCUAUUUUGAUUCACAGUUUAAAAGGAUUUAUGAAAAAGAAGCUUAUUCAGAUCCCUUAAAAUUAAGAAGACAACAAAAACUGCAAGAAUCAAAAAAGAACAUAGGGAAAGCUUUUCUUCCCACCAAUGGAGAGAAAACACCCUCAGGGAGUGGUAACCACUUUGGAACCUUUGGUGGGCCUGUCCAAGCUAUGAGUGCAUUACAAAUACCAAAGAAGCCUUACAAAUCACCGGGAAAAAAUUUUCUAACAAACCCUUCAAAGCUGGGGACAGGAUAUGGGUAUCCUAACAUUACGUUGUCAAAGCAGUACUCUUAUUCUGCAGACCCAUAUGAAAGAGCAAGAGAACUGAGUAAGAAAGAUUUUCUUUCUCACAAAACUAUGUACAAAGGUGGUGCAUUUCGUUUGAACCUUCAUCCAAAGGACUUUUUCGAUGCAAAUCCUUAUAAAACUGAUAAGCAUUUUCCACCUGUUAGUAAGAGUCUGGACAGAAAGAAGGAUGUAAAACCAUUUAAACCAAGUUCUCCUGCCAAACAGGUUGGUGGGAUGAAAGCAGGAACCUUUGAUCCAUAUCCAUCCCAUUCUGCAGAUCACUACACAGUGAAAAGGCCAAAAAGUAUAAACACCAACAAGGCUGGAAUAAUAUUUCACCCAACCCCUGGACCCAAGAGCAUGCCAGUUCGAAGCAUUCUGAAUGCUAAUGUUCUUAAGUCUGUUACACCAGCAAAUUAUACAAGUAUAUCAAGUAUAAUGUCGUAUUGAAUUCUGCUUGCCAAAUCUCUAUGCCCAACUGACUCAUUAUGGAGUUGCCACAAAUAUUCACUGAAAUCUGCAAGCUCCCAGACAUAUGUCUAGCAACAUGUAAUAAAUUUCGGAAAGAAUGUAAAGAGGAAUUUGGUAAUUCCAUUAUUUUGUAUUUAUUUCAUGU